Molecule: messenger RNA, 1002 nt
Organism: Tetrahymena thermophila SB210
Lineage: Eukaryota; Ciliophora; Oligohymenophorea; Hymenostomatida; Tetrahymenidae
Exons: 2
Source: RefSeq, a predicted model, not a curated record
AUGAGUUUAAGAAGUUUAUAAUAAGGACAAAAUCAAUCUUAAAACUAUGAAAAGCCUGAAUCAAACUAGCAGCAAUUAGGUUCACCUUCUCAAAGAUAUGCUCGUGAUGAUGCUUCCAAUCACAAAGAAAUGAGUGAGUGGAUGGCAAAGAAAAAUCGCUAGCAAUCAGAAAAAUAAAUUGAUUUAAUUCUAAAUCGUAUCAACCUCCUCAAGAAAGAGUAAGAGAAAACUUAGAAAAAAAUAGAAGAUACCAAAAUAAAGACAUAGAAGGUUAUUGAUAUGAAACGCAGAAAUCAAGAAAUGAAUUAAUAGAAAAAUUUCAGCAGACAAAACGAUGGAGAAUAUCUCAAGUUGCUUUAAAGAAAAAGCUAUGAGAUGAGACGCUAGUAAGAGGAAGAAAGGGAAGCAAUUAGAAAUGCUUUGAUGGAAAUGAAAAAGGAAGAACGCAAUGAAGUAAAAAAAUUGCGUGAUUUAAACUAAAAGAAAAUUGAAGAAAUUCGUAACAAAUAAAGAAAUGAAAACAGAGAGAAGCAUGAUAAAGUUAAAAAAUUAGAAGUCGAAUCUAGACAAAAUGUAGAGAGAUAUUGGAAUGUGCACAUGGAUAACAUCUAGAGAGAGUCUAUGAUGCGCAAGAACAUGCACUUAAAGGCUAAGAGUUAAAAAGAUUUAGUGCUUUCACGUCUUGAGAGGUAAGAACUAGAGCUCAUUUAAAAACUCGAGCAAUCACAAGAUUUUCACUAUAAUGCCUAAAGAGAAUUAGAAAAUAUCUCUUAAAUGUCAAACUAGGAAGUUGCUUCUAAAUAUCCUCCUUAAAAUGAGAGGUAAAAUGGAGGUCUAUCACCAAACGGUAAAAGUGGUAUGUAUAAUUCUUCUCAAUUCAGUAAAGCAAAUAGAAAUUCAUCUUAAUAUGAUGGAAGUCGUAGGAUAACAUAAGAAUCAUAAAAAAACAUUGGAUAAAAAAAUGAUAAUAAUUCAUCGCAAAUAUCAAAUUAGAAUGCUUGA